Molecule: messenger RNA, 2850 nt
Organism: Syngnathus acus (greater pipefish)
Lineage: Eukaryota; Metazoa; Chordata; Actinopteri; Syngnathiformes; Syngnathidae
Product: inter-alpha-trypsin inhibitor heavy chain H3-like
Exons: 22
Coding region: 32-2752 (906 amino acids)
Biological process (GO): hyaluronan metabolic process
Molecular function (GO): serine-type endopeptidase inhibitor activity
Source: RefSeq, a predicted model, not a curated record
AAGUAACUGUGUGUUCAGUUGAGCUUUGGUCAUGUCUGGAGCAUUGACUGUUGGUCUACUGCUACUGUGGGGCAGCGCCUGCUUAUGGCUGCCCAGCCCGGUUCAGGGAGAUUUGGUCAUCCCUGGACCUCAUGGAGCUGCCGAGGAGGCAAGGUCACUGAAGAAAAGAAGUACGCAGGAUCUCACGGUGGAGGUGCACAGUGUGAAGGUGGACUGUGUCGUGAUGUCUCGGUUCGCUCACACUGUCAUAACAUCCACGGCUUUGAACAAAGCCAACGUCUCGCAGGAAAUCUUCUUCGAAGUGGACCUCCCCAAAACGGCCUUCAUCACCAAUUUUACCAUGGAGAUUGAUGGUCAAGUGUAUGUCGGAGAGGUGAAGGAGAAAGAGAAAGCCAAGAAACAGUAUGAGAAGGCGGUUUCUUCAGGACAGACCGCCGGACUGGUCAAGGCUUCUGGGAGGAAGAUGGAGAAGUUUUCAGUGUCUGUCAACAUCGCCGCGAAAAGUAACGUUACGUUCGUUUUGACCCACGAGGAGCUCCUCCAGAGGAAACUGGGCCAGUAUGAGAUUCUGACCCGAGUGAAACCAAAACAACUUGUCCAGGAGUUUCAGAUCGUAGCGAACAUCUAUGAGCCUCAAGGGAUUGCUUCAGUUGACACCCAUGCGACGUUUCUCACCAAUGAAUUGCUCUCCACGGUGGAGAAAACUGUGACCGAGAAGAAGGCACACAUUGCCUUCUCACCGAGUCUGGAUCAGCAGAGAGAAUGCCCGGACUGUGAUGGCACACUGAUGGAUGGAGAUUUUGUCAUCUCGUAUGAUGUGAAGCGUGCAACCAGCCUCGGGGACAUUCAGAUUGUGAACGGAUACUUUGUGCAUUACUUUGCACCACCCGACCUGCCAAGAGUGCCAACAAAUGUAGUGUUUGUGAUCGAUAGGAGCGGCUCAAUGUCCGGAAAUAAAAUGUACCAGACCCGAAUUGCAAUGAAAGCCAUCCUUUCUGAUCUGAAAGAGGAUGACCAUUUUGCCAUUGUGCAGUUUGAUGACGAGAUUGAUUGUUGGAAGGAAACACUGAUUAAAGCUACAAAGGACAACGUGGCCGAGGCCAUACAAUAUGCCGAUUCGUUGAGUGCCAGAGGAGGAACUGACAUAAAUGAUGCAUUGUUAAGAGGAUUGAAAAUGCUGCUGGAAGACAAAGCCGAGAAGAGGGUCCCAGAGCGAAGCGUUGACAUGAUCAUUUUACUCACUGAUGGAAUGCCCAAUUCAGGUGAGACAGAUCCGAGAAGGAUCCAAGAGAAUAUGGCCGCCGCCAGUGGCGGAAACACGACUUUAUUCAGUCUCGGGUUUGGAAAUAAUGUGGACUAUGGCUUCUUAAAUGUGCUAAGUCAAAAGAACAAAGGACUGGCUCGUAGAAUCUUUGAGGCCUCCGAUACCGUUCUUCAACUUCAGGGUUUCUUCGAGGAGGUGUCCAGCCCGUUGCUUUCCGAGGUGGAUUUACGUUACCCUGACAAUGCAGUGGGUUUUCUAACCACCAACCACUUUAGCCAGUUGUUUAAUGGCUCUGAGAUUGUGGUGGCUGGUCGACUGCUGGACAAUGACCUGGACAACAUGCUGGUGGAAGUGGUCGGCCAAGGGUCUGAGGAGAACUUCCAAGUGCAGGGCCAGACCAGUGCUCUGGACUGGGGCACGAUUUAUCCAGACGACAAGUACAUCUUUGGGGACUUCACCGAGCGUCUGUGGGCUUAUCUUACCAUUCAGCAAUUACUGGAGAAGAGCAAGACUGGUGGCCAGGAUGAGAAAGAAAAUGCCACAGCCAAGGCCUUGGAGAUGUCCCUACAAUACAGUUUUGUCACCCCUCUCACUUCCAUGGUGGUCACCAAACCUGAGAUUGAGAACAAAACAGACACUCCCCUCAUUGCUAACAAACUGACUGAGGAGGAAAGACAAGCGGCAGAGCGAGCACGCCCUUAUGACACUUUUCCAUCCCAUACUGCCUAUGCUCCACCCUCUUAUUUUGUGGAUGGAGAUCCCCAUUUUAUCCUCGAGCUACCAGACAGCGACGAUGCGCUGUGUUUCAAUAUCAAUGACAAACCAGGAACUAUUCUCAACCUUGUCAAAGACACAAAGUCAGGUAUUUUGGUGAAUGGCCAGACCAUAGGAGACAAACAAAUUCCUCCCGACGGUAAAAUCUAUACGUACUUUUGGCGUUUUGGCAUAAUCCACAGAAAUCUUGGAGUGAGGAUGGAGGUGAGCACUAAAGGCAUUUCAGUGAUCCAAGAUGGCAAUCGAAUCAGGUUGCAGUGGUCCAACACGACUUCCCUCAAGGGAGAUAACGUGGAUAUUCUCGUGACCAAGGAUCGCAGCCUGACAGUAACUCUAAAAGAUUCUGUGAAGUUUGUGAUCCUGCUACAUAAAGUGUGGAAGAAGCACCCGUACCAUCAGGAUUAUUUGGGCUUCUACACUCUGGACACGCACCACCUGUCACCGUCUGUUCAUGGGAUGCUAGGUCAGUUCUACCACGGGCUUAAAUACGAGGUCACAAACUUGCGCCCCGGAGAAGUCCCAGAGAAACCAGAUGCCACCAUGUACGUCAAGGGACAUGAGCUCAAUGUGACCAGAGGCUGGCAACGAGACUUCAGAAGAGAUGUGAAGAACGGAGAAAAUGUUCCCUGCUGGUUCAUUCAUAAUAAUGGCACAGGCCUCAUUGACGGAGAUGUCUCGGACUACAUUGUGUCUGGCCUCUUUAAAACAGUUUAGAGAAAAAAAAUGUCUAAUGAUGUUUUUCUUGAUCCAUAAUGAUAAAACACAAAUCAGAGCAGUUUCAUACGUAUGUGGAAUAAAACCUAUCAUUUAAU